ACGAGCUAAAAAGAUGGCUGCUAGCAACUAUUUCGGUUACACACAUGGUGCCGGUCCGCAAUACAGUACCCAGCCUCCCUCGGCCUACUCCCAUCCCUCUACAGCCACCUACAGUGUCCAGCAGGCUUCAGCUGUGGCCCAUGCAGCGACUGCGUCCUACUCUCCAGCUCCAGUCCAGGCAGCCCAACCUGUGGCCUCGGCCCCCUACCCCACCUAUCAGAGCCACCAAGCACCUCCAGAUUACACCUAUAGGCAGCCAGAUCCACCACAGCCCACCACCACCCCUCAGACGUACCAGGUAUACUCGGGCACGGACAGCUAUAGCUAUGUCUGUCCUGCUGCUGUGACGACUUAUGACAACAAACAGUAUUACCAGACGAGUAUAACUCCAGCUCAGAGAACAUCCACAGAUAAUUACUACCUGGCUGUAGGAGUGAAGAGUGCUUACAACCCAGCUCCUUCCACUGUGUACAGUCAGCCUCCUCUGCCUCACAGGCAGGUGACUGCCCUGAAACCCAUAGUCCCCACCAACGCCGUGUCUACUAGCUAUAACAUUUACCCAAUGUCCACCAGUGUCCAGCAGCCUCCAACGCCCAUUUCAUCCUACACACUCGGCUCAUCGUUCAACUCCACUGUCUCAGCCUCCUCCUACUCUGGCGUUGGCUACCCUGGCUAUGAUUCUGUUGGCUACACCUCUGCAUCCACCCCAUCCUAUUACCAGCAGACUCAGCAGGCUCUCUCCCAGCCUCAGCCUCCACCUCAGCAGCCCCAUCAACCUCAGACCACUGUUCAGCCACUACACAAGCAAUUGACAAGUUCCUCUUGGAGUAACUCAGGGAGCAACAUGGUUACGGGUCCGACCAUAAACACAUAUAAAAAGCCCAUUUUUCACCAGAACAAACUGCUGAGGCCUAAAGGGCCUCCCAAGCAGACUCAGCUUCAUUACUGUGACAUUUGCAAGAUCAGCUGUGCAGGCCCUCUGACCUACCGGGAACAUAAUGAAGGCCAGAAACAUAAGAAAAAGGAAGCAGCCUUAAAGGCAGGGACACAGAGUGGGACCAACAACGGGCCCAGAGGAGUCCAGACCCAGUUACGCUGUGAGUUAUGUGAUGUAUCGUGCACUGGAGUGGACGCCUAUGCUGCACAUAUUCGUGGGGCUAAACACCAGAAGGUUGUGAAACUUCACACCAAGCUUGGAAAACCGAUACCAUCCACUGAACCAGUGCUGGUGAACAAUUCUGCUCCAGCUAUAACAGUCUCAACAGCAGGGAAACCUACAGUCCCGUCGUCCGUGUCUUCCUCAGUUUCAACCAUUUCAACCCCAGCAGUGAUGCCCAAACCAGUGGCUGCAAACACCUCGGCCAAAACUACCCCACCAAUCAAGAAAUCAGCUCCUUCCAAAAUAACGCGCAUUUCUAAUAAACCAACCAGUGCUCCAGCAACAUCAGCAGCAGCUCCGGUGACAGCUAAGGUGUUGGAGCCUGUUCAGCCAUCAGUCCAGAAGAUGGAGCCACUGAGUGAGGAUGAAAGAGGCCAGGGGGACAUUCAGCCUGUGGGACAUGAUUAUGUAGAGGAGGUUCGUAACGAGGAUGGAAAAGUGAUUCGGUUUCACUGCAAACUGUGCGAGUGCAGUUUCAAUGAUCCCAACGCUAAAGACAUGCACCUGAAGGGGAGAAGGCACAGACUGCAGUACAAGAAAAAAGUAAACCCAGAGCUCCCUGUGGAAAUUAAGCCCAGUAAUCGUGCUAAGAAGCUUCAGGAAAGCAAGUUGAAGAAACAGAAGCAGAAGGCUGUGCUGAAGAGACAGAGAGACGAUGAGCAGCGCUGGCACAUGGAGAUGAGACGGUAUGAGGAGGACUUGUACCGGAGAAAGAUGGAUGAGGAGCAGAUGUAUUGGGGGGAGCAGAGGCGGAGGGUGGUACCUCCACCUUUGAUGAGUCAUCCCGGUAUGCCUGUUCCCCCAUUACUGAGUUGUGUUCGUCGCCCCGACUCUGCCGACGACCGGCACAUCAUGGCCAAACACUCCACCAUUUACCCAGUGGAAGAGGAGCUGCAGGCUGUUCAGAGGAUCGUCUCCCAUUCUGAGAGGGCUCUUAAACUGGUGUCCGACUCACUGCUCGAGGAGACGACAACGAUGAGCGCUGCUGCUCCGGAAGGGGAUGAAAAAAUUGCUGAGAAUGCUGCCCGGCUGCUGAAAGGUGUGAUGAGGGUCGGUAUCCUGGCCAAAGGCCUGCUGCUUCGUGGGGACAGAAAUGUGGAGCUCAUCCUGCUAACGGCUAAGAAACCCACCAUCUCCUUACUGAAGAACAUCACCAAACAGCUACCAAAAGAACUGAUGACAUUUUCUGAAGAUCAGUAUGAGGUGCAGGCUCAUCCCGAGGAGGCGAACAUCGUGAUUAUUUCAAGCCAGGAGCCCAAAAUGCAGGUGACCAUUUCUCUCACCUCGCCACUGAUGAGGGAGGACCCUGCUGCUGAGAAGGACAAGCAGGCAGGAGGAAAAGCGGCUGAGAAAGAUGUGUCUGAGAAAGAUCCUCCAGACCCUUUGAAUAAGAAGAAAUGUUUGGAGUACCUGGCUGCUCUUCGUCACGCUAAAUGGUUUCAGGCUCGUGCAAACGGAUUACAGUCUUGUGUGAUCAUCAUUCGAGUGCUGAGAGAUUUGUGUCAGCGUGUUACCACCUGGGGGAGCAUGCCUUGCUGGGCGAUGGAGCUACUGGUGGAGAAGGUGAUCAGCAGCGCCAAUGGACCGCUUAGUCCAGGGGAGGCCAUGCGUCGGGUCCUGGAGUGCAUCUCCUCAGGCAUUCUGCUGCCAGACGGACCAGGUUUGAUGGACCCCUGUGAGAAAGAGCAAACUGAUGCUUUGAUGAGCAUGACUCUUCAAGCUCGGGAGGAAAUAACUGCGAGUGCGCAGCAUGCUCUGCGGCUGCUUGCUUUCCGUCAGAUCCACAAGGUCUUAGGCAUGGAGUCCCUGCCGGUGUCCAAGGCGAGCGCACGUAACCGCAAGCGUCGACGGGACGUCAGCGAGAGCGGCGAAGGAGAGGGGGAGGGCAAAAAAGACAAGAAGGAGGAAGAAGCAACCGCUUGACCACUGCCCUCACAAGCGGAAGAGUUUGCUAGGUUAUAGACUUGUAGAAUGUCACUUUCUUUUUUUUAUUAUUUUGGAAAGAACCUCAACAUGCAGCUGCACACAUCUAAAUAUAACUUUGGCUCUACAUGUUACACGUCUACUUAAAUCAUGAAUAAGGUCUCUGAGGAGUUU
Nematolebias whitei (Rio pearlfish) is the source of this 3256-nucleotide messenger RNA. It is a transcript of the gene zfr2, whose product is annotated as zinc finger RNA binding protein 2. Gene Ontology annotation, molecular function: zinc ion binding; single-stranded RNA binding; double-stranded RNA binding. Bases 14 to 3082 code for a protein of 1022 amino acids. The transcript has 19 exons. The record is from RefSeq and is a predicted model, not a curated record. Lineage: Eukaryota; Metazoa; Chordata; Actinopteri; Cyprinodontiformes; Rivulidae. Gene Ontology annotation, cellular component: precatalytic spliceosome.